AUGACAACCAUCCCUUCGCACAUCGAGAGCUAUGACCCGUCCAAGUUUUGGGUCGCUCCGGCCAGGAACUUCCGAUCGUCUGCGCGCUUACAUUUGCAGCACUUCCUUAUCCAAAACACCCUCGGCUAUCUCCUGGAGCCGGCCAUCGAGAAGUCCUUAACGGCUACUUCGCAGCAACUGAGAGUCGCCGACCUUGCUUGUGGUAACGGCGCCUGGCUGACUGAACUGCACUCCCACUUUGUUAAGAAGGAUAUCUUGGCCCAGCUGGACGGAUUCGACAUCAACCCAGUAAACUUUCCGGACGCAGCCUUCCUCCCGGCCUCGAUAUCUCUCCAGCAACUUGACAUCCUAGCCAAGCCCUUGCCUGCCGGCCUGAUUGGCAUCUACGAUAUAGUCCACAUCCGAGCCUUUGUCAGUGUCAUUCCCGAUGCCGACCUGACACCGAUUCUCUCCGUUGCCUCGGCGCUCCUGAAGCCGGGCGGGUUCCUUCAGUGGGAAGAAAUCCGAGGCGACAGAUUCAUUGUCGAGUCGCCUUCACCGCAGGUAUCCAAAGUGGUCUGCGAGAGUAUUGUGCAGGUAAUCCAAGGCGGCCUCCAGGCCAAAGGCAUCCGAAAUGACUGGGUAGACGUCCUCGACACGCACCUGGAUCAGUUUGGCUUUGACAACGCGCGAUUGCUCGUACAGGAGAAGAGAAAGCAGGAUUACAAGGGCUGGACUGAAGAUUACCUGAUGGUUUGGGAGGAGCUUGCCGCCUUCUUUCCGCCAAAGUCUGAGGCGCCAAAUGCACCCCUGUCGCGCGAGACGUGGAUCGAUCUGUUUGCAGACGGCAUCAAGGAAACCGAGCAAGGCGUUGUGGUACAUCAAGGAAGGGUCAUGACUGCGGUAGGCCAGAAGGCCCAAUAG
Molecule: messenger RNA, 903 nt
Organism: Talaromyces atroroseus
Lineage: Eukaryota; Fungi; Ascomycota; Eurotiomycetes; Eurotiales; Trichocomaceae
Exons: 1
Coding region: 1-903 (300 amino acids)
Source: RefSeq, a predicted model, not a curated record